AGCCGGUGGCAUCUCCACAGGACGCCGAGAUGGAGAUUCCCACGGGGACCCAGGGCCACUUCUCACAGGGCCUCCUGCUCUCAGCCUCAGUCCUGGCCCUCUGGGUCCCCCAAGGCUCCUGGGCAGCCCUCCGCAUCCAGAAGAUUCCAGAGCGACCUCAAAAGAACCAGGACGUGCUCCUGUCGGUCCAGGGCAUCCCAGCCGCCUUCCAAGACUUCAUCUGGUACCGGGGGAAGGAGACAGAUGGUGGCACAAGGCUGUUCACCUACAUCCCUGAUAUACAGCGGCCCCAGAGAGAUGGCAGCGCCAUGGAGCAACGCGACAUCGUUGGCUUCCCCAAUGGCUCCAUGCUGCUGCGUGACGCCCAGCCCAAAGACAGCGGCACCUACCACGUAGAGGUCCACAUCAACCCUUCGUGGACCAUGCGGGCCAAGACUGAGGUCCAGGUGCCCGAAAAUUUUACGGAGCUGCCCGUUACACACCUGCCCGUGAGCACUGGGAUCGUGGCUGCCAUCCUCAUCGGAUCUCUUGCCGCCGCGUCCCUCCUCGUCGGCAGCAUUGCCUAUCUCCUGGUGACAAGAGGCUGGAGGGGCCAGAGGCACAGGAUGGCGACCACAGGGAAACCGGAGCUGGGCCCCAGUCACAACACUGGUGACGACAACAUCUAUGAGGCCAUGCGGUCUCCGGGCCUCCUGGCGUCCCCCCCCGACCUGCUGAACCCCGACCCUGCCCCUUACUGCCAGCUGGUGCCAACCCCCUGA
Molecule: messenger RNA, 761 nt
Organism: Myotis brandtii (Brandt's bat)
Lineage: Eukaryota; Metazoa; Chordata; Mammalia; Chiroptera; Vespertilionidae
Gene: CEACAM19
Product: carcinoembryonic antigen-related cell adhesion molecule 19
Exons: 6
Coding region: 30-761 (243 amino acids)
Source: RefSeq, a predicted model, not a curated record